AUGCACACUAUCAAUCAUAAUGUCAAAAUACAUACGAGCCGAAGACCCACCACAAUAAUAUCCGUUUACUCUUCCCAUUUCAUUUUUCUCUUUCUCAUCGCAUUCACAACUAUCCUGGUACAUUCAGCUGGCUCGCCUGUACCUGGACCACGAACUAAUCAUUGUGCCGUUACGUGGACAGACCCAACCGGGACUGCAUAUUUAUACGUAUAUGGAGGAACGGGAGCCUCAGAUUCCUCUCCAUUUUCGCGCAUACAAUUACCGCUUUCUUCAUCUUAUUCCAAUGCUUCGUGGACAAGCCUCUCGCAAGACAACAUGCUUGUCUUAUCUGAGGCAGCAUGUAUAGUUUCACCCGACAACAAAUAUCUCCUGGUUAUAGGAGGAACACUGGCGAAUGGAACCACACCCACGACUAGGCCAUUCCCCUCUGCGCUAGGAAUUCAAGCAUUUGAUCUACAACUUAAUAUAUGGAUAGCACCCCCUAUAAUAGAUAGUCCAACCGACGCCGUCGGUCCACUUCUAAGCGGAAGAAGAGGGUCGGUGGCUGCAAGCUAUAUGACUGGUGGGGCCAAGAGAGUCGUAGUAUAUGGUGGAUCACAUCCGAGUGGAGCUGAUAACAACCACCCCCGCACUUUUAUUCUCAGUAUGGACUCGGAUGACAGGUGGACAUGGGUUCCGAGAGUCUACGAUAGCUCAACCCCUCCUCCUCUUCAAUAUCCGGGGAUAUCUCUGAUAAAUAACAACCAAAUCAUCAUAAUAGGAGGACAACUUUUAAAUAGCCAAGGCACUCCUGUGACACCAGUAACUGAUGUCUAUACAUUUGAUGGUGCAGCAUUGAGGUGGGCGGGGAAGUCGGAUAAAUCGCUCAAGGCUCCCGUAUGUUCCACGUGUCAAAUAGCAGUAGGGAAUAACAAUCAGAUAUCUCUUUAUGUGAUACCCGGCGUAUCCUCUACAAACACGUCUGCAUUCAACAUUCAAGUUCUCUCUUUGGACAAGACAAUUAAGCAAUCCACUAUCCUAAAUCAGACGGCUGCCGAUAGUGUUUACGGUCCAAAAUCACCUACAUUUGCCUAUGCUUCAUUAAAGGACGUAAUGUACAUCCACGGAACUAGCGCAACAAUUAAUAACAUAGUCCAAUUCAAUUUGACGUCAGGAGCUUGGAUACAAGAUAACUCGUUUUUGGUGACAGCUAAUUCGACGUCGCAGCCAAAUACUACGCCUCCACCAGCACCGAUUGUUUCAACAAAAAAAUCAUCCUCGACUCUUCCCAUAAUAGUGGGUUGUUUAAUAGGAGUUUUAGGAUUGUUUGGCCUAAUUGCUCUAUUCAUGUACCGACGCCGGCUCAAGGAGAAAGCUGGGAGUGGUUACGAUGACAGAAAAGUAUCUGACGAUACUGAUAAUCUGGUAGACGACCAGGAAUCUGUGAGUGCUAUUGCUAAUCCGAGAGACUUCCUAUCUAACUUGAUGCGUAGAUUGAGUUCUCUUAAAACUGUUAGUGUGCAACUGGUUGAUGAGGAGAGAUCAGAUAAGCGUCAGUCAAGUGAAUUGGACAAAUGA
This is a messenger RNA of Paraglomus occultum, 1557 nucleotides long. NCBI's taxonomy places the organism in Eukaryota, Fungi, Glomeromycota, Glomeromycetes, Paraglomerales, Paraglomeraceae. The record is from the annotation of a GenBank genome assembly.